Messenger RNA from Haemonchus placei, 981 nucleotides. Lineage: Eukaryota; Metazoa; Nematoda; Chromadorea; Rhabditida; Trichostrongylidae. The record is from the annotation of a GenBank genome assembly.
AUGUCCUUUCUGUUACGCGAAUAUUCGCGAUUUCUUUAUCGGCAUCCGCUCGCCGUAGCCAUCGCUGCUCUGUUGCUCAUCGGCCUGUUGCCACUCGUCGUCCUCUAUUUUCGACCUAUUCGACUCAGUCAGAAUGCUGAAAUCGGUUUUGACACAAAAGACACGGAACUGUCUGGCUCCCGAUUGGCAUGGCAGAAAUUGCAGCAAACUCUACAAACCUCGAAUCGCAUCAAUUUCACCAACCGACCUCCACUUUACCCUCCUACGGAAUCACUGAAUACCACACUUGGGACGUCAGCUAGGAGGAAACGGUCAUGGGCAGAAGAUUUAUUUAGCACGUUCAUUAAAGUCCCAUGCUAUGAUUCUCCAAUCCCCUUCAGUAAGUUCAAUCCUUCUCAAGUUUAUGUUGUUCCAAUGAUGCCUUUUGUCUGUUCAGUGAACUAUCUGAGCCAAGUGGUAAUCGAAGUGCCCAAUUUGUCGAGCAUCUUCGAAUUGACAUUUCUUCGUAAGAUGUGUUCGAUGCAUGAGCACAUUUUCGAGGAAUUAAGUGCUUUUGACGAUUAUACACCUUAUCGGAACAUUUGGAGCAUCGCCAACUUCGUGUCUUGUCUAUCGCCAAACCUCCUCUUCAACUGCACAGAACUUACGGACAAUGACGUUGACGUUGUUCACCAGCUGAUCAGCUACUGCAUACCGUAUCGCACUCGGUUGAUAACUUGCCAAGUCGUUUGCAACGAGGAUCCGCUUUGUUCCUCUUGUCGAGAAGUGCCGUCGAAUUGCUCCUCUACGAUGAUGUUCGACCUGUUCUACAGGCUUCUUCCUCGCGACCUUCAUGCUGAGCCACUUCAUCUGAACACUUUUCUGCCUGUAUUCACAAUGACUGGUUAUGCUACUCAAAACAUUUUUCCCAGUCUUGAUCUCUUCAACAACCUUGAACAAGCGAUUGUACGCUUCAUGAAGCACGAAAAUCUCCCUAUGAAA